Molecule: messenger RNA, 276 nt
Organism: Rasamsonia emersonii CBS 393.64
Lineage: Eukaryota; Fungi; Ascomycota; Eurotiomycetes; Eurotiales; Trichocomaceae
Exons: 1
Source: RefSeq, a predicted model, not a curated record
AGUGCGGGAGGCGGGCAAAGUGCAGUCGUAAGACGCCUCGCAACUCGUCAGGCGGGUCCGAGAGGAUAUGUCAUAGCAAGAUACAUUUCCUAUUGCGUUGGUCUAAUUGUCGAGGCCGGGACAGGCCGGCGGCCCCUAUACAGGGUUUCAUUAUCGUUUUGUCUAGCGUUUUGCAUACUCUCUUUUCCUUUGUUGAUUGAUCCUCUCGAGCGGCCUGCUUGGCUAGUUCUCUCUCUCUCUUUCUGUCUCCUUAUUCUGGUUUAUGUACCUAUUUAA